UUUUAGAUACAUCUUAUAGCCCCAUAACUGGUGACGAAUUGUACAAAACAAAGAAAUUGUGUCAUUGCCUGGAAUAGCGAGCCUCGGAUAGCUGAACAUAAACACUAAAAACUGGCACAUAAGGUCCAAUAAUCUGAUAAUGGAACAAGACGUUUUGACUACAUUGAAGAUCUUAAUCAUUGGAGAAAGUGGAGUGGGAAAAUCAAGUUUGUUGUUACGUUUUACAGAUGAUACAUUUGACCCUGAACAAGCAGCAACUAUUGGUGUUGAUUUUAAAGUGAAGACACUGCAAGUUGAAGGAAACCGGGCUAAACUUGCCAUCUGGGAUACAGCAGGACAAGAAAGAUUCAGGACUCUCACGCCAAGUUACUACAGAGGAGCCCAAGGGGUAAUUCUUGUUUAUGAUGUAAGCAGUCGACAGUCCUUUAGUAAACUUGAAACCUGGUUAAGUGAAUUGGAAACAUUUUCUACUAAACAUGACAUCAUAAAAAUGCUGGUGGGAAAUAAAAUUGAUAUGGAUAAAAGAGAAGUGAGUAAAGAGGAUGGAUUAAAGUUUGCCAGAAAACACCAUAUGUUGUUCAUCGAGGCCAGUGCCAAAACUAAAGAAGGUGUACAAUGUGCAUUCGAAGAAUUGGUAGAGAAGAUUAUACAGACGCCAGGACUUUGGGAAUCUGACAGAAGAGGUUUAACAUUAGAACGAGAUGGGAACACACAACCAGCAGCAUGUGGAGGGUACUGCUCAGUCAUAUGAACUAAAACAUUAAACUGUUAUUGAAACCUUUGGUUGUUAUGAUUAAUAUUUUGUAAAAAAAAUCUCAAGGUGCUUUCAUAUUUAUAAAAGAUCGAUUAAGUUUGGUAGACGUUGAAGUGUUACAAUGUUUUUGUUGUUGUAUCUAUUUAAGAUCAUGUAUUAAACUUGAUGUAAAUUAUACGCAUCUGUUAAUUAUGUGUGUUAAAAAUGGGAUGCAUUACAAAUUACAUUUUUAAUUACUUGUUCUACAAGUGUAGUUAAUAAAAACUAUUUCAUACGUAUAGGUGUUUUAAAAUAUUCUAAACAAUAAAUCUUUUAUGAAUUGUUAUACAUUUUGUAUAACACAAUAAUCAGUGGUGUUUAAAUACUAAAAGUGAAGCGAGGAAAAAGUCAUGACAAAUCAUUUGAAUAAAAUAAUAUAGUUCUUCAUAUACUUAAAUUACUUUUAAAAGUGGAUGAUCUACAGUCAUGUAGCUUUGUAUAAAGAUGCACAUUACAAAAGUCAGUCAUUUUGAAAUUCAUUUCAUAUUGGUUGUAUUUCAAAAGCCAUUAUAAGAUACAAAUGACCUACAAAAAUUUAAUAAUUUUUCAUUAGUAAUGACUAAAAACAAAUUGUUUUAAUUCAGUAUACUUGUGUAUAGAAAUAAGUAAUACAUAUACUUGGUAUAUGCAUGAGAUAUUUGCCACUGAAUACUAAUAAAUCAUAGCUGUGUAUUUAAAUUUAUUAGGGGAUGAAGUAAUAACUGCCAGACUCCACAUUCAGGAAGAAAUAUAAAUGAAUUUAAGACCAAUGUGAUAUGUAUUUCAGAUACUAAACCCCCUCCAUAUGAUUUUAACUUGAUUACACUUUCUAAUUUGAAAAUGGGAUUAUUUAUUAAUUAUUGUUAUGCUGAAUUAUGAUUAAUCAGUUGAUUUGUUAAUAUAAUAUUUUAUAUACAUACAAGCAAAGCAUAAUAUUUAUGCACAUUAGAUAUACUGAUAGUUUUGUAGUUCUUUGAUUUAUAGUCCUCUUGUUAGUGAUGGGUUUAAUUAUACAUUUAAAAUACUAUAAAUUCAGAAAUUAUUGCCAAAUUGUUAUCUAUGUGAAUAAAGCUGUGACUGGGUAAGUAUUGCGAUUAUUAAUCUCACAUUUUUUUCUCUCUUUGAAAAUCACAAUAAAAAUACAUGCAAUAUUUUCUGAAUUUAUAUAAACAGUUAUCAUUGUUUUUAAUUUGUUGAUUGUGUAUAUCAUUGUAUAUAUUUUAUUUUGAAUGUUAUGGGCAUAUGUAUAAAUCAAGAAUGUCAUUGUAAAGUUUGAUUGCUGUAUUUGUUAGACUGCAUAUUUUAGAACCCCAUUGAGUGAACCCUUAACCUUUAACUGAGAUUUAGAAAUAAAUAGAUGAAUUGAAGUUCAUGAAAGUCCAAUAUAUUUGGUUUUUAUUGACCACAAGAAAACACAAGUUCCAAAUAGGUGACCUUACACUUUAAGUGGAUAAGUGACUUAUCCAUUGAAAAAUCUGUGCAGCAAGGGCAAAUAGAACAUACACACUUAUACAUUUGCUAUGGUGAUAGAUAACUUAGCAAUACAUUUUGUCAUUUUAUCCUUCAUAUCAUGAAAGCAAUGCGAGAUCAAAAGAUAUUAGCUUUUUAAUACAUUAUAAUUAUGUAGAUCUGUCUCAAAAUUAGUGACCAAGAAGAAAAAGACAGCCAGAGCCAAGUCUGAAUAGCCAAUUUGAAUUAAAGUCUCUGAAAGCAUUUGAUGAAAUGAUAUGAAACUUAAGUGAAUCAAUCACAGCGUUAAAACCAAUUUCAAAAAAGGUACUUUAUCAAAAAUUUGUAAAGGUUUCCCCGGAACCCUGUGUUUCGCCUACUGUUUCUGUUUAUUGCAGGCUCAACAAAAAUGAGGAAAUAAGUUAAUGAAAUAUUCCUGUUGAUACUAUCUUUUGAUUGUAAGAAGCUUCUGAUCUGUUUGGUAAAAAUACAGGAUACUUUAUGAAUCUAAUAAAUGUUUAAAAACUUUAACUGCAGACUGAAUGUAAUGUUAACUGGAAGAAAGAAAAAAUCCUUCUAGAUACAUUUGUACUAGCUUUUGAUCAUAAACAAGCUUCUGUCCAUGUUUGGUACACAUCCAAAAUAUUUAAAGAAAGUUAUUAAAAUUUUAAAAAGUUUAACCAGAGUGAAUGUGUUGUUUCCUGGCAGAAAAUCUAAGUCCAUUUAAAACUAUUAAAAUACGAAAAUAGAGAUUUAUUUUUUUACAAAAUUUCCUUCUAGAUACUAGCUUUUGAUCAUUAACAAGCUUCUGUCUAAAUUUGGUACAAAUCCAAAAUAGUAUAAGAAAGUUAUUAAAAUUUAAAAAAGUAUAACAACAGAGUGAAUGUAAUAUUUCCCAGAAGAAAAACUAAGUCCUUUUAUAAGUAAAAUACGUAAAAAAUGGAAUUUUAUUUUUACAAAAUUUACUUCUGGAUACUAUCUUAUGAUCAUAAACAAGCUUAUGUCCAAGAUUGGUAAAAAUCCAGGAUAGUUUAAGAAAGUUAUUAAAAUUUCAAAAACUUUAACCUCAGAGUCAAUAUUUGUGGACGCCGCCGACAACACAGACGACGAUGGAAUGUAGGAUUGCUUAGUCUUGCUUUUUCAACUAAAGUCUAAGGCUCAACAAAAAUGAUCUUUUGAGCAAUGAGGUGAUUAGCCAAGUGAAACUCUUAGUUGUAUAGUGAACUGUUGCUAUUAUAAAAGGAUAUUAGGAAAUAAAAAAAGGUUGGACUUAAAGCAUGAAUAUUCUUCUACAAGGUACAAGAUUAGGGUUAAUUGUUUGUGCUAUGAACAGCAACAGAAAAAAGAUAUUUUAAGAAAUUAUUGUGAGGCUUUUAUUUACAUGAAAAAUACAAUUUGAUGAGAAUUGCAAAAAUUUUAACUCUAUAUUCUGUACGACAGUGCAAUUAUUAAUGCAAACCAUUAUUUUUGAAUUUGCAGUACAUUUUGUUCUUAUAAAUAUGCUAUAUAUAUAAUGAACUUUUUAUUUGUAUGAUAAUGCAUUUUUUUGUAAAUUUAUUUAAAAAUCUCAUGAGUGGUGAAGAAUUGCUUUAUCUAUAAUGUACGUACACAGGAUCAUAAUAAGAAGGUAUAAAUAAAAAUUUGGAAAAUGCUG
Mytilus trossulus (common blue mussel) is the source of this 3875-nucleotide messenger RNA. RefSeq names its product ras-related protein Rab-18A-like. The coding region runs from base 140 to 751 and encodes 203 amino acids. The transcript is spliced from 7 exons. Gene Ontology annotation, biological process: vesicle-mediated transport. Lineage: Eukaryota; Metazoa; Mollusca; Bivalvia; Mytilida; Mytilidae. Gene Ontology annotation, molecular function: GTP binding; GTPase activity. The record is from RefSeq and is a predicted model, not a curated record.